Solanum verrucosum is the source of this 1140-nucleotide messenger RNA. Its product is annotated as F-box protein At2g17036-like. Bases 1 to 1140 code for a protein of 379 amino acids. The record is from RefSeq and is a predicted model, not a curated record. The transcript has a single exon. Gene Ontology annotation, molecular function: protein binding. NCBI's taxonomy places the organism in Eukaryota, Viridiplantae, Streptophyta, Magnoliopsida, Solanales, Solanaceae.
AUGGCGGAUUGGGCAGGAUUUCCCCAUGACCUCCUUGUUCUGAUUGCUAAGCGUGUUAAAGUGAUGGAAGAUUACAUUGCUUUCGGUUGUGUUUGUAAUUCAUGGAGAACCGCCUCUUCUAAGGACUGUUUCGAUCUUCUCUCUCCUCAACUCCCUUUGCUAAUGCUCCCUGAUGAUGAUGAAAAAACUUAUUAUCGAGAAUUUUACUCUCUUUCCAAAGGUAAAGUCUCACGCAAAUUAUACCUCCCUGACGCUAAAGGGCGAGAUUGUUUCCCAACUCAUCACAUGGGAUGGCUUCUCACCCAAUCAUUAGACGGAGAAGAGGUCAAUUUGUUCAAUCCUUUCUCCGCUACCAAAAUUCAUCUUCCUAACCAAUUCGCGUUAAGAGCUUUACAGAGUCCUGACGACUUAAUUGAAGAACCUGAGUUCUAUCGCCACAUCAAACUGGCUACGCUAUCUGCCAAUCCAUCUUUUACAUCUGAUUAUGUACUCGUAAUUUCAUAUGACACAGAUGUUAAUUAUUUAGCUUUUUGGCUACCUGGAGAUAUCAAUUGGACUCUAUUUGACAUGGAUGAAAGACAUGGUGGAGUCUGCAAUAUGACUUACUACAAGGGCAAAUUUUAUCUUCUUACUUGGGGAGCUGAAAUCUGGGUUGUUGAUGUCCAAAGUCGUGACCGACGCGUAGAGUCGCACUUGAUUUAUCUUAACGAUAACAAGGACUUGUUUCGACAUUCAAUUCAGUACUAUCUAGUUGUCGUAAACGAUGCACUCUUAUUUGUUGCCAGAUUUGGUAGAAAUCGCUCUAAUGAUAACAGUGCCGUGGACACUUUUAAAUGUGAAGUAUAUGAAGUAGAUGAAAUGAAGUGUAAAUUGAAACGGAUUGACAACUUGGGAGAUUCAACAAUUUUUUUGGGUCUUAAUGGAGCAACUUCCAUCGACUCCACUAAAUUUACAGGAGCGAUUAUGCCUAAUCACAUAUAUUUUACCGAUGAUUGGGACGAGCAGAACUUAUCGUUGGAAUGUGGUGGUGGAAAAGACACAGGAGUUUACAAUCUUGAAGAUGGAAAUAUUGAAUAUUUUUAUCCUGAAUUACCACUAAGUUGUAUUUGCCCACCAACUUGGGUAAUACCAUCAUUGUGA